This is a messenger RNA of Arabidopsis thaliana (thale cress), 1585 nucleotides long. Its product is annotated as TRAF-like family protein. The record is from RefSeq and is marked reviewed. Bases 222 to 1277 code for a protein of 351 amino acids. The transcript has 7 exons. NCBI's taxonomy places the organism in Eukaryota, Viridiplantae, Streptophyta, Magnoliopsida, Brassicales, Brassicaceae.
GUUACUUGGAAAAAGGAUUAAAAUAUUAAUAACCAAAUCGAAAUCUGAUACUUUACACAUUCGAAGUCAAACAAAAUAAUAAAAAUGAAUGUGUAACAAAUAUAUUUUUUUCCCCACGAAGAAUCCACUUUUAGUAUUAACUAAACUCGAUCAGUAAGUAAUCCGUCUAUAUAAAUGUGGAGGCUUCCCAAAACAAAACAAAACAAAAAAGAUCUCAAAAUAUGGAUAGUCACAAAUGGAGUCUAGGUUUCACAUUACUUGCUUUCCUCUUCAUCACUUCCUCUUCCGCUGAGCUCAUCAUUAAACAGGUCACACAGGGCAGAGGAAUAGAGUACAACAACUCUUACAGUCUCACGUCGAAUCUUGGAGUGACGACAAGAGAGUUGAGAGACGAGCGACCAUCAAGUAAGAUAGUGACAAUCACAAGCUUCUCUGUGAUUAAGGACAGAGGAGAACCCUAUGAAUCAUCUAUUUUUGAGGCUGCCGGUUACAAAUGGAGAUUAGUUUUGUACGUGAAGGGUAAUCCGAAAGGCGGUAUAAAUAAUCAUAUUUCACUUUACGCGAGGAUAGAAGAGACAGAAACUCUUCCAAGAGGGUGGGAAGUGAAUGUUGAUCUCAAACUCUUUGUCCACAAUCGGAAGUUAAAGAAAUAUUUGUCUGUUACAGAUGGAACAGUGAAGCGAUACAACGAUGCAAAAAAAGAGUGGGGAUUCACACAAUUGAUUUCUCUUCCAACAUUCUACAACGCGAACGAAGGGUACCUUGUGCAGGACACAGCUUCUUUUGGUGCUGAGAUCUUCAUCGUUAACCCGACAGAAAAACAAGAGAAAGUCACAUUCAUAUCAAACCCUCCAGACAAUGUUUUCACUUGGAAGAUACUUCGUUUCUCUACCUUGGAAGAUAAAUUCUAUUACUCUGAUGAUUUUCUUGUUGGAGACCGAUACUGGAGACUAGGAUUUAACCCGAAAGGAUCUGGUGGAGGAAGACCACAUGCACUUCCAAUCUUCCUAUAUGCUCAAGGCCAUAAGGCAAACGCAGUUGUUACAAACACUUGGGGAGCGGUUAAUCUGCGGUUAAAGAAUCAACGAAGCUCCAACCACAAACAAUUAUAUUCUGCAGCUUGGUACCCGAUUCGAAGCGAUUAUGGUGUGGGAGUGAACAAUAUAAUAUUGAUGUCAGAGCUAAAAGAUGCAUCAAAAGGGUAUAUGGUGAAUGAUGCCAUUAUCUUUGAAGCUGAAAUGGUUAAGGUCUCUGUGACAAACAUAGUCUCCGUUUAAAUAUCACUACUUCUUUUUCAACAACAACCUUACGAAUAAAGUGGACUUUGAUGAGUUUAAUUUGUUAUACGACAACGUUGUUGAUGCUUGUGAUGUAAUCGUUGUUUCUGCUCUCCGAGUUUUCGUUUUACUUUUUUUUUCAUGUUUUGCUAUCAAUGAAAUAAAGGUAUAAAACUCUCUUGGUUUUAAAGUAUUUUAAAGAUCCAUGUUAGGGAAAGCUGGAAGGUUAAAUUACAAAAAUAAACUCAACCAUUGGAAAACAUUUUUUAUAGCCAAAUUCAAACAGAAGUGCAGGAUCAAUAGACAAA